This is a messenger RNA of Eremothecium sinecaudum, 699 nucleotides long. It is a transcript of the gene SNF8, whose product is annotated as ESCRT-II subunit protein SNF8. The transcript has a single exon. Gene Ontology annotation, cellular component: ESCRT II complex. The record is from RefSeq and is a predicted model, not a curated record. The coding region runs from base 1 to 699 and encodes 232 amino acids. Lineage: Eukaryota; Fungi; Ascomycota; Saccharomycetes; Saccharomycetales; Saccharomycetaceae. Gene Ontology annotation, biological process: protein transport to vacuole involved in ubiquitin-dependent protein catabolic process via the multivesicular body sorting pathway.
AUGAAGAGGUAUGGUGUUGCUGCGUUUGAUGAGAGGUUGAGAGAUUACUCUAAUGCUGGGACUAUUCUAAAUAGGCAAAGUCAAGAGCUAAAGAAUCAACUGUCCAUUUUUCAAGAGCGUUUGGUGAGUUUUGCUAAAGACCAUAAUAAGGAGCUACAUGCCAAUCCUGACUUUAGAGCGAAGUUCAUAAAAAUGUGUUCGAAGAUCGGAAUCGACCCCUUAACGCUUUUUGAUAAAGAAAAACAUUUGUUUCAUGUUGAUGAAUAUUAUUACGAAGUUUGCGUAAAGGUUAUAGAAAUUUGUAGAACUACUAAAGAUUUGAACGGUGGCAUUAUCGCAUUCGAUGAUCUUUACAAGGAGUGUUUCAAGACUUCGGAGGCUCAAAUGGAAGAUCUUGAAAAGUGUAUCGAUAUGCUUGCUAUUUUAGAAGGUGGUUUUGAGGUGUUGGCAAUUAGGGGUAAGAAGUUUCUACAAAGUGUGCCAAAUGAGCUUACCGGUGAUCAAACAAAAAUAUUGGAAAUAUGUGCAAUUUUAGGGUAUGCAAGUCGGUCUUUGUUGCGUGCAAAUUUGGAAUGGGAAAAUAUACGCAGUAAAUCUGUUUUAGAGGGAAUGGUUGCUAAUGGAUUACUUUGGGUUGAUACUCAAGCUAAUGGAGAAACCCUUUAUUGGGAUCCUGCCUGGAUAACACAUGGCAUAUAA